Messenger RNA from Blastomyces dermatitidis ER-3, 1505 nucleotides. RefSeq names its product RNase3 domain-containing protein. The transcript has 2 exons. NCBI's taxonomy places the organism in Eukaryota, Fungi, Ascomycota, Eurotiomycetes, Onygenales, Ajellomycetaceae. Gene Ontology annotation, molecular function: double-stranded RNA binding; ribonuclease III activity. Bases 174 to 1322 code for a protein of 382 amino acids. Gene Ontology annotation, cellular component: nucleus. The record is from RefSeq and is a predicted model, not a curated record. Gene Ontology annotation, biological process: rRNA processing; primary miRNA processing; regulation of gene expression.
CUUCAUUAAUUGCGCUAGCUACCUGGCGUCGGUCCUGUUCUUUACGCUCAACGUCCUUUCGAAAAAACAAAAUAAUAAUAAUAAUAAGUAAAUGAAUAAAAAGAAAAGAAAAAACUCUAUUCAAACGCAUCCCACCCCAUAUUCUCGGAUAUAUCAAAAAGAAAAUAAGGAAAAUGGAUACGAAGAGGAAACUUGAGCUCGAAAGCUCCGGAGGGAUUACAGUAGGAAAGGCCGUGAAAAGGCGCAAGACACUACCCGACCCGGAACCCGAUAACGUUUCUACAAGCUCGCAAACUUCUUCAGGGGCCAAGAAACGUACAAUUAAAGCCAAAUCUCGUCUGGAGAAACUUAGAAAACUCACCAGCAAGCUUCUAAGCCGCCCGGAGCAAGUUCAAGAACUCCUAGAUGGAUCCGAACCUGACGUGGUAGUAGCUUUGGCAGAGCUUGACAAAGCAUUAUCCCCCAAAAACUCCGCACCGGAGUCAUUGUAUUAUUCACAAUCUUCUCGGGAUCGACUGCACUCCUCUUCGCUACAAUUACAUGCUCAGAAGAAACUGCCGCCUCUCCCACUUGUUCUGGAUAAACAACUACACACUGCGAUGCUCACUCACGAAGGCAUCCAUAAUCCGAACACCGCUUCUUUAUCUGAGAAAAAUUAUGAAAGGAUGGAGCUCCUAGGCGAUGCCUACAUCGAGAUUAUGGCAACCCGGCUUGUCUGGGAUACGUUUCCGCGUCUCCCAGCGGGGCGUCUUUCCCAGAUCAGGGAACUCCUAGUGAAAAACGAAACAUUGGCUGAAUACACCACUCUUUAUGGCCUAGAUCAAAAAUUGAUGGUGCCGCCUGAAAUUCGGAAUCAAGCAAAAACAUGGACGAAAGUCAAAGGAGACCUUUUCGAAGCAUACGUUGCGGCCGUCAUCUUGUCUAACCGUGACAACGGCGUCCAGCUGGUCGAGGAUUGGCUGACGCAGCUCUGGAUACCAAAGCUUGAGCAAAUAGAGAAGGAAAAGCCUGUGCUUCGAUACAAGGAGGAGCUUGCGAAACUAAUCAUGGACAAAGGAAUCAGACUAUCUUAUUUGGAUGAGAAAAAAGCCAUUAACCAUCCUGGGGGUUUACAAACGUUUUUUAUUGGCGUUUACUUAACCGGUUGGGGCCAUAAAAAAGAAUGUCUAGGGUCGGGGAUGGGGCUUAGCAAAGUUAUAGCCGGAAACGAAGCAGCCAGGAAGGCUUUGGAAAACCCCAUAACGCAGCAGGCUGCGGCCGCAAAGCAGGCAUACCAUGCAGCCAAGUCCAAAGACAAGGUGGCGGCCGGACAUCCCUUGUGAUAGCAUAUACAGCACAUAUUAUGUAGUUUAUACCCAAGCAUAUUCAUUUAAGCGCGUAAAUAGUCCUGUAACUUCCUUAGAACAGCUACUUAAUGCCGCCCGAUACCUACCUACCUAGGUACUCUAUAUAUCAUCACGUGACGUAACCCGUCUCCGCCUCCCAAUUUCUAGCAAUCAUCUCUU